This is a messenger RNA of Solanum tuberosum (potato), 1788 nucleotides long. RefSeq lists its product as uncharacterized. Bases 1 to 1788 code for a protein of 595 amino acids. The transcript has 4 exons. The record is from RefSeq and is a predicted model, not a curated record. NCBI's taxonomy places the organism in Eukaryota, Viridiplantae, Streptophyta, Magnoliopsida, Solanales, Solanaceae. Gene Ontology annotation, molecular function: zinc ion binding.
AUGGCAAGAUACCUUUUGUGUGUCACAACAACUGAACCAGUCAACUUGGAGACUAAUUCUACACUCAUUCCACUAUUAUGUUCAGACACUUCAGAAGAUAUGAGGGUUAUACACAAUUCAUACUUCUCUAAUAUAUUUAAUGGUAUUGGUGAAGCAAUAGGGUUAAUUGGCUUUGGAUCAUGUGAGGAAGUUGAUAAGCUAGAAGAAUUAGCACUAGGCAUCAUUGUUAAUCCCAAUCACUCUUUAUUUGAGAAAGAUCAAGUGUAUAAGAAUAAAUAUGUCCUCACCAGUGCACUAAAAAGACAUUCCAUUCUUAAGCAUUUUCAAUUCAAGACAACAAGAUCAAGCUCAAUCAGCUAUUCGAUACAGUGCUUAGGUGAAAACUGUUGUUUGAGUUUACGAGCUUCAAGCUUGAACAAAUCUCAAAUGUUCAAGAUUAGAGAAUUUGAAAGCGAACACACAUGUUUGUUGCUACAUAAUUCAUUAUCGGAAAGGCAAGCAACUAAGAGUGUUGUUGGGAGUAUUAUUGUCGGUAAAUGUGCUGAACCAGAUGUUAUUUACACACCAAAAGAUAUACAACGUGACAUGUUAUCUGAAUAUGGUGUGCGACUCACAUAUAUGCAAGCAUGGAGAGCUAAAGAAGCAGCUCUUGAAUUAGUCCGGGGUGAUCCAAUUCAAUCAUAUGCAAAGUUGCCAAGCUACUUUCAUAUACUAGAGGCAACUUACCCUGGGAGUAUACUGCCACUUGCUUAUGCCAUUGUUGAUUCAGAGAAUGAUGCAUCUUGGAGGUGGUUUUUUGAGCAAUUCAGAGACGCAUUCGGUCAAAGAUUAGAGAUGUGUAUCGUUUCCGAUAGGCAUGCAAGCAUUAUUAAGGCAACUUCAAGAGUUUAUGAUGAAGUACCUCAUUUUGUGUGUAUGUGGCACUUACUGCAAAACAUAAUGAAAAACUUCAGAAAAAGUCAGCAAAGGGUAACUGAGUUGUUCUACUCUAUGGCAAAAACAUACACCAUGACAGAAUUUAAUCAAUGUAUGACAAUAGUUGAGAAAAUAGAUAAGAGGAUCAAAGAUUACUUGCUGAACAUUGGAUACAACAAAUGGUCGCGUGUGCAUGCUGAAGUAAACAGAACUUGGAUGAUGACGUCAAAUAUAGCAGAAUCAGUCAAUUCAAGAACAAGACAUGCCAAAGUUCUUACAGUCUUACACCUCUUGGAAUUCAUGAGACAGCUUGUCCAGAAAUGGAAUAACAAUAACAGAUCAAAGGCGACAUUUUCAGGUUUUCACCUUGGGAAAAAGUAUGAAAAUAUAUUGCGGCGCAAUAAAACUGCAUCAGAGAAAUUAAGGGUUGUAGAGACAAAUAAAUAUGUGUAUACGGUACUUGAUGGUAUUACACAAUUCACAGUUUGUCUUCACCAACGUACAUGCACAUGUGGGAGAUUUCAAUUGGAUGAGUUGCCAUGUCCACAUGCUUUGGCUGUUUUAACAAUAAAGCACACUGGUUAUGAGAAAUAUUGCUCUGAUUACUAUACAAGAAAAAAUUUAUUGCUGACAUAUCAGUUUCAAAUGGAUCCCCUGCCAGAUGAAAGCACAUGGAACACACCAACACAUGUUCUUGAAGAGGUUGUACUUCCACCUCAUGGAAAGAGACCUCCGGGAAGACCAAAAAAUAAAAGACAUACACAACUGAGAGAAGAUGGAUUCAAGAAGGCGAAAAUUACAUGCAGCAACUGUGGACAACAAGAUCACAACAGGAAGACUUGCAAAAAUGUUAGGCCUUAUGAUCAAGAAUAA